This is a messenger RNA of Cynoglossus semilaevis (tongue sole), 2869 nucleotides long. RefSeq names its product ras homolog gene family, member Ab (gene rhoab). The transcript is spliced from 5 exons. Gene Ontology annotation, molecular function: GTPase activity; GTP binding. Gene Ontology annotation, biological process: small GTPase-mediated signal transduction. Lineage: Eukaryota; Metazoa; Chordata; Actinopteri; Pleuronectiformes; Cynoglossidae. The record is from RefSeq and is a predicted model, not a curated record. The coding region runs from base 158 to 739 and encodes 193 amino acids.
CCCCCCAGCUACAAACUACAAACCCGGGCUGCGCGCUCCCGUGAACUAAUUCAUUGUAUGAGAUACGGGAAGGAGCAGCGAGCGACUCGACUGGUUGGCAAACCGGCUAAGGUGCGGGAAACUGAAAAAACAACUGCUACAUAUAUAAACUACAGGGAUGGCAGCCAUCCGUAAGAAGCUGGUGAUUGUGGGUGAUGGAGCUUGUGGAAAGACCUGCCUUUUAAUUGUCUUUAGUAAGGACCAGUUCCCAGAGGUCUACGUUCCCACUGUUUUUGAGAACUAUGUUGCUGACAUAGAGGUGGACAGCAAACAGGUUGAGCUGGCCCUGUGGGACACAGCAGGUCAGGAGGACUACGACAGGCUGAGACCCCUUUCCUACCCAGACACUGAUGUCAUUCUUAUGUGCUUCUCCAUAGACAGCCCCGACAGCUUGGAAAACAUUCCAGAGAAGUGGACCCCAGAAGUCAAACACUUCUGCCCCAACGUUCCCAUUAUCCUUGUCGGUAACAAGAAAGACCUGCGCAAUGAUGAGCACACACGUCGAGAGCUGGCCAAGAUGAAGCAGGAGCCUGUGAAGUCGGAGGAGGGCCGGGACAUGGCCGGAAGAAUCGCAGCAUUUGGUUACAUGGAAUGCUCUGCCAAGACGAAGGACGGUGUGCGGGAGGUGUUUGAGAUGGCCACCAGGGCAGCACUGCAGACUCGUCGAGGAAAAAAGAGCAGCAAAUGUGUACUGCUCUAAAGUGGCCAACAUUUGGACUGGUUUUUCCCCUGGGCUACUGCACACAGGGCUGGGGCUUGGGACCGUGGGGUGACUUGAUGGGAGAGGGGAGGGACGGGAGGAAAAGCAGUAAACUACUACCGCUGUAAAAUGGCUGUUUGUCGGAUUGAAUUUACCCUGGGAGGUGGGUUCUGGAUUCUCUGACCGGGCUGGGCGGGUAAGCAGAUGGAUCAGUGGCGAGGGAGCACAGGAAAUAGCUACCAGUGUAAACACUGGGAUAUGUACCUGUAGGUUUACCACCAAAGUGGGAAAUUCCACCAGCCACUUCCACUGUCUGAGAACAUUAGACACUGGUUCAUAAAGAAAAAACACAAAAAACAACACAGAAUGAUUUAAGAAAAGUGCAUGUGAUUUACAGUAUGAACAACACAGCUAAUUAAUAUAUAAGGUAAUGGUCAGAGGUGGUUCAUUUAUAAUCAGGUGUCAUUUUCUUCUUUAAAAUCAGGCACAAGGAAAAGUUUCAUCUUUUCAUAGAGUCCACCAUGUUGAAGCAGUGGUCAUGUGUUGUCAGCUGCUCAGGUCUUGUGUGUUGUAUUAUCAGAGAAGAGGCGUGGAGCAGCGUGCUCUCAUGUCCAGCUCAGUGCCACUGAGUCCCACAGUUGGCUAAUCCUCUGCUUACAGGACUCAGUGACAAACUAGCUGAGCCCUGAGAGUACUCUGAUCAUUUGUUUACUACUCUAGUAAACAAACUGUCAUUUGUAUAACUGUAGCCAAAGUACAUGUGGGAUUACAGUCAAAUAGUUUUCAGUAUAAACAGAGGUUCUCUCUGUGCAUCACCAAUUGAUUUAUAAUUGCUAAGUAACAUUGUCAUUGUGUUUCCUGCUUUCAAUAUUUAACAGACCUGUGCAGUGCUGUGGAUUUGGCAGGGUGAUGGUCACAUUCCUUUCCUCAUUGUUAGGGAAUAAACCGAUGGGUGGUGCAAAUGACAGGUGAAUUGUGAAAUCCUUGCGUUGGGUGACAAAGAUGGCUUCCUGCCCUGAGUAGUACAACCUGAGCUAACUCAGCUGCUCGUUCUCGGCUCCUAUCACUUCUUGUUCCACAAAAAUGACUGCUGGUGCUCAUCUUUACCUGGGUGUAAACCAGGUCAAUGAACAAGAGAGUCAAGAAUGUGUUAUGUUAUGUGUAUGCAUACAUACAUAAGUAGAGCUGCUCUUCAUAUUUAGGAUGAAUGACUAUGCAUGCAUAUGGUUCAGAUGUGCAAAAAACAUGACCAGGUUGGUGUUUGAGGGAAAGUUGUGCCUGUAAUGUUUGUGCAACUUAUCCUUCAUGGGAAAAACAUUUCUACCUUCGUUUUAGUAGUAAUAGUCAAUAUUAAAAAGAAAAGAAAAAAACAUCGAUCUUGUUUGUUGAGUAUACUGUACAUGAAAAUGCCAGCAUUGUCAGAUGAGGCAGUUGGGAAGAUCUGAAGUACAAACAUUCAGGUUAAAUUAACCAUUCUGUGUAUGUUGAAACCCUUAUUUUAGAGAAUCUGAAAGAUCUUUUGUUUUUACGAAUGAUUUAAAUGUCACCAGCCUUUCAUGACUUUCUGUUUAAUAACCAGGUUGACUUUAUUUUUCUUGACUAUCUGCAAUCUCCUGUUCUUAUUCCUGGCCUGCACGGAGGAGCCUGUUCCACAAAUCCAGUUUUGUGUUGUUUUUAUUUUUUAUUUUUCCUGCUUUAAAUCGUCAUAAAUAUGUGUCUAUCAGUAUUUAAAAAAUAGGAGGUGAAAAACUAGAGAACUGUCCACAUGCCGUUCCUCCUGUUUAUUUUUAGUCUUUUCCAAAAUCUCUCAGAUAAUUUACUGUUGCUUGCAAUGACUCGUCAAUCAUGCCUUGCAAUAGAAACUUUACUGAAAAGACAAAUGAAAAACAAGUCUAGUUUCCUCCGUAAUGUACAAAUCAUUUUCUUGUAUUUCUUUUAUUGUAUUUUAAAUCCUAAUUUUUUGGAUGCUGAAGCAGUGCCGUAAACAAGGAGCAGGAAAACCAAGCUGUAUGCAAAGUCUGUAAAUAUGAAAUGUGGGUUUGUUCAUACUCGACUAUACACAUGCACAGGACUGGAAACUGUAUUUGUAAACUAGCUUUGGUUUGUGUAAUAAAUUACUUUACUAUAACA